AUGGAUUCACCACCCACUAACCCGCCACAUUUAGUUGUUUGCCCAAGCGCAGGCAUCGGACACUUAACCCCAUUCCUUCGGCUGGCGUCGAUGCUAGCAGCAGCAUCAACUUCCUUCGACUCUUGCAGGAUCACACUAGUAAUUAUCCGCCCCACUCUUUCUUCCGCCGAAGCCAACCAAAUCAACACCUUCUUAUGCACACAUCCCCACGUUAACACCUCGGAAUUCCAAACUCUUCCUUGUGAACAUUCAUCAGACGGCCCCAACACCAACGACCCAUUUCUCCUCCAAUACGACGCUAUCUCUCGAUCAGCACACCUCCUUGUUCACCACCUCUCCACACUCUCUCCACCACCCUCUGCCGUGUUCUCUGACUUGAUGUUCGCCUCAGGUAUCAACAAGCCACUCACCGACCUUGGUAUCCUCAACUACACCAUCAUUACCUCUUCUGCAAGGUUCUUCUCAUUCAUGGCUACUCUUCCUUACCAGAGAGGUAAAAGAGGUGAUAUUGUUGAGAUCCCAGGUUUAUCUCCGAUAUUAGGAGAUGAUAUUCCUCCUAUAUUUUCUAAUCCAGACCAUAUAUUUACUCGACUAAUAGAGACAAAUUGUAAGCAUCUUCACGAAGCCAAGGGCAUAGUAAUCAACACCUUUGACUUCUUUGAACCUGAAUCUAUCUCAGCUCUUCAAAAUGGCAAGGUUCUAGCAAGUCUACCACCGAUCUUCCCAAUUGGACCGUUGAUUCCAUUUGGGUCAAAAAUAGGAAGCAACAAAAUAUCAUGGCUGAACAACCAACCGUCAAAAUCAGUAUUAUUUGUCUCCUUCGGAAGCAGAACAGCAAUGAGCAAAGAUCAAAUAAAAGAACUAGCGGAAGGGUUAGACAGAAGUGAAAUGAGAUUUUUGUGGGUGAUCAAAACAACAGUAGUUGACAAAGAAGAUAAAGAAGAGCUAAGAGACUUGCUAGGUGAAGCAUUUUUAGAUAACACAAAAGAGAGAGGGUUAGUCGUGAAGGAUUGGGUAAAUCAAGAGGAGGUCCUAGCUCAUUCGGCCAUAGGAGGGUUCUUGACUCAUUGUGGAUGGAACUCAGUCAUGGAAGCCGCUCAGAGAGGGGUACCUUUGCUUGCCUGGCCCCUACACGGAGAUCAAAGGGUCAACGCCGGGUUGGUGGAAAAGGCGGGGCUAGGAAUCUGGGAAAGAAGUUGGGGAUGGGGAGGAGAUAAAUUGGUGAAAGGUGGGGUGAUUGCAAAGAAAAUAAAGGAGAUGAUGACGACCGAGAAUCCAAGGAAUAGUGCGGGAAAGGUUGGGGAAGAAGCUACAAAAGCAUGGGAAAUUGAUGGAAGCUCAAGAAAAUCGUUUGAGACACUAAUCGAGAAGUCUAGGAGAAAGAUGAAUGGCUAAAUUAGUAGGGUCUUGGUUUAUAAGGAAAAAUUUGCCACUUACUACCUAGCUCUUUGAUGAGUUUGCAAAUUACUAUCUACAUCUUUAAAAGUUGUGAAUUACUACCUACAUCUUUAAUAUUUGAUGUCAAUUACUACCUGUUUGUCAUUCAAUCUAUUUUCUAACCAAUUAGUCAACCAUCAAUACCAUAAUCACCUUAAUUAUAUGGUAAUUAUUUUAGUUAA
Messenger RNA from Spinacia oleracea (spinach), 1619 nucleotides. RefSeq names its product UDP-glycosyltransferase 708C1. The coding region runs from base 1 to 1395 and encodes 464 amino acids. Lineage: Eukaryota; Viridiplantae; Streptophyta; Magnoliopsida; Caryophyllales; Amaranthaceae. Gene Ontology annotation, molecular function: UDP-glucosyltransferase activity. The transcript has 2 exons. The record is from RefSeq and is a predicted model, not a curated record.